Molecule: messenger RNA, 3768 nt
Organism: Mastomys coucha (southern multimammate mouse)
Lineage: Eukaryota; Metazoa; Chordata; Mammalia; Rodentia; Muridae
Gene: Lhx6
Product: LIM homeobox 6
Exons: 9
Coding region: 680-1726 (348 amino acids)
Biological process (GO): regulation of transcription by RNA polymerase II; forebrain neuron development; neuron differentiation
Cellular component (GO): nucleus
Molecular function (GO): DNA-binding transcription factor activity, RNA polymerase II-specific; RNA polymerase II transcription regulatory region sequence-specific DNA binding
Source: RefSeq, a predicted model, not a curated record
UCGCGGAAAGCGGGAACACAUUAUGCAAAUGUUGGAGGAAUUUCUCAAAAAGCGAUUUAGCAAAGACAUAGGCGAAUCAAGAGGAGGCGAGGCCAGUAUUGUCCGUCUGAAUAGAUGCUGAUAGCGCCGAUGCGCCAGAGGUUGUGCCGGCGCAACGCUGAGGAUCUCGAUGAGGGGCCGGUCCCGGGCGCUCCAAGAGUCUGGAGGGUUCUCUUUCCUCCUCCAAGAGGCCUCUCUUUUCUCUUUUUGGCCUCAUUUCACUCGCCGAUCUCGCCCUCUUUGGCUUGGGGCUUCCCUUGGACUGGCCCUCCAAAGGCGUUUGAAUCGGUGUCAAUAUCCCCGCUUCAAUUUCCCGGCGCGCGUCGAGCGGGCGGGCGGGCGGAUGCUCCCAGCGCUCUGGGUUUUAUUUUCUCAACCACCACUACCACUACCACCACCACCACCCCCAUCUCCUUUUUAUUUUCUUUCUUUCUCUCUUUUCUCCUUUUUGCAUUUUGUACCGAGAGUAGGAGAAGGGAGGGGGCGGAGGGAGAAAAAAUUCGAUUUUUAAUUACUACCAUUAAAAAAUCAAAUUUGCAAUUCUUUGGGCGGCCUGAUGGAUCUCACUGAUUGACAGUUGGAAUUGACACUCUGGCUACCUCUUAUCUUGGGCAUUCACGACAAUUUCUAAUUGCAGGUGAUGGCCCAGCCAGGGUCCGGCUGCAAAGCGACCACCCGCUGUCUUGAAGGGACUGCGCCGCCUGCCAUGGCUCAGUCAGACGCCGAGGCCUUGGCAGGCGCUCUGGACAAGGACGAAGGUAGAGCCUCCCCAUGUACGCCCAGCACACCGUCUGUCUGCUCGCCGCCCUCUGCCGCCUCGUCCGUGCCGUCUGCUGGCAAGAAUAUCUGCUCCAGUUGCGGUCUCGAGAUCCUGGACCGGUAUCUGCUCAAGGUCAACAACCUCAUCUGGCACGUGCGGUGCCUCGAGUGCUCCGUGUGUCGCACAUCGCUGAGGCAGCAGAAUAGCUGCUACAUCAAGAACAAGGAGAUCUACUGCAAGAUGGACUACUUCAGCCGAUUUGGAACCAAGUGCGCCCGGUGCGGCAGACAAAUCUAUGCCAGUGACUGGGUGCGGCGCGCGCGCGGCAAUGCCUACCACUUGGCAUGCUUCGCCUGUUUUUCCUGCAAGCGCCAGCUAUCCACCGGUGAGGAAUUUGGCCUGGUUGAGGAGAAGGUGCUUUGCCGCAUCCAUUAUGACACCAUGAUCGAGAACCUCAAGAGGGCCGCCGAGAACGGGAACGGUCUCACGUUGGAGGGGGCAGUGCCCUCGGAACAGGACAGUCAGCCCAAGCCAGCCAAGCGCGCGCGGACGUCCUUCACCGCAGAACAAUUGCAGGUUAUGCAGGCGCAGUUCGCGCAGGACAACAACCCCGAUGCGCAGACGCUGCAGAAGCUAGCGGACAUGACGGGCCUCAGUCGCAGGGUCAUCCAGGUGUGGUUUCAAAACUGCCGAGCGCGUCAUAAAAAGCAUACACCGCAGCACCCAGUGCCGCCCUCUGGGGCACCCCCGUCCCGCCUCCCCUCCGCCCUGUCCGACGACAUCCACUAUUCUCCUUUCAGCAGCCCAGAGAGGGCGCGUAUGGUCACCUUGCACGGCUACAUCGAGAGUCAUCCUUUUUCAGUACUAACGCUGCCGGCGCUUGCACAUCUGUCCAUGGGCACCACACAGCUGCCCCUCAGCCGCUGAGAUCCAGCAUCCAGCUGCCAGGGAUCCACCACCUCUGCAUACACCCUCACCCGCUGCUGUCCUGCCCUCUGCCAGUGGCCCCAUCAACCCAGGCCCAGUCUUUCCCUCUCCUGCUGAGAACCAGAACCCACCAGGAGCAGCAGAGUCCCUCUCUGGGAAGGCAGGCUCCCUGAAAUGUGGCAUCAGCAUGAAAACAAGCAGCCUGUCUUUCCUCAUCAACUGGGAGUCAUGCUUAACCACCCAGCAGAUCACAGCAGCAAUGGCUGAUUCAACGGAGAGUCAACAACAGCCUCCUAUUUCACAGGUUUUCUUCUCCCCCAUAUUGGCCUUUAUUUACUACUUCCUUGGAACCAUCUCCGAAUUCUGAAUAGCCUACAACCCCCAACAUUAUAUACUCUGCUGCUUUUGUCUGGAAAACUCUACAGUGUUUGUGGGAUGUCCCCAAAGGAAGCUGUGUUCUAAUUUUAUCAUUUCCAUCUGUCUGGUUAUGUCAAGUUAACUCAGAAAAAGAAGAGACACUGACCAACCCUGAGAGGCCCAACAGGGCAGAGAUGGAGGCCUGCCCAGAUGAAGAGGCAGAGGGAUGGGCAGGGAUGGGUGCCAAAGAUCCCCCCCCCCCAAUUGGCUUGGAGGAGAAGGACUGGGUACGCUGGACGUGAAGAGGUGAUGAGAGUUUCAUGGAGAGAAAAGAGGAAACUUGUGGGGGGGCUUCCCCCACCUAAUUACCCAGCAGGAGUCGUGGAAAGGAUGGCAUCCAAUCUGCACGAUGACACCACUGAAUGUUUAGGUGGGCUAGCAUUAGGGACCCUUGUUGGCCACUUUUCAGUCCCGAGAUGAGGGCCUGAGCCAGUCUUCUCUAGGGGUGGGGUGAAACUAUUCACGAGGACCAAGGAACAGAGCCCAGAGAAAUGGCAGCCAGAAUAUUAGUUCUGAUUCAUCCCCGAGGGAAGAGAGGUGCCCAUGGCCUCAGUGAGUACAUGCCAAGCCUAGGAUUCCAGCUGGCACCAACUGCACAGAGCCAGCUCCACCCACUCCUAAGAGCAGAGGCCAGCUCUAAACAGAGGUCUCAGGUUACACAGGCUCCCUGCUUUCUGUUUUCAGGGGAUGCCCAUUUGUCCCAAGCUUAUCCUAUAAGUCUAGAACCACUUGGUGGCCUGAUGCACUUCUUCUCACCAGAGGCUGCCUAGCAGCAUGUGUUAGCCAAAGUCUUCCUCCUUGUUUUGAGAAGACUCCAGGACAGGAAAGGCAAAUUCAUAGUAUGUAUGCAGUUGCUGUUCCUGCUUCACCUGUGGCAGACAUCGCUAAUCGAUCACAGCACUCUAUCUCUCGGAGUCUGGAUAAGGUUUCAGAAUUCCCAUGCUUGAAGUUGGGAUGAGACCAACAUGCUGUUGCUACGGGACCUGGAGGAGGGUUAGGCAUGGGUGACACCCUAGAGGGAACUUGCAUCUUUUCCCUUCCAAAAAUUGUCAACUGACUGAGGACAAAGAGAAAGCACCUCCCAGAAUGUUGUGAGUGUGGUUUGGUUCAGAACUCUAGCACCCUGUGCCAGGCACUGACUCAAGCAGGAGGAACCUGGCCUGAUCCCUGACUUUGGGGAACCCAGAUCUUUCCUUUGAUUUUUGCUCCUAAUGAUCAAAACCCCAAUUGCAACCAUGUGGCAAGUGGCCAUCUGAGCCCAGAUUGCUUGGUACCCACUCUGCCUUGAGCUUUCCCCCAGGGUCUAUUUUUUGUGUGGAUCACGUGGCAGUAGCAUGUUGCAGUUCAGACGUCUCCACUAUCCUGUUCAGAACAGCCUGGGAAUGUACAGGCCAUCGAGGCUAUUUAUUUAAACACACACACUCACACACACACACACACACACACACACACACACAUGCACACACACAAAGGGGGGAACACACACAAAUGGAAAAAAUUGUAAGCACUUUUUUUGUAAAACCAAUGUCUGUUUUGUUACAUACCUUUCAUGUUGUGCUUUGUAAAUGUCUUAUUUGUGUAAUAAAUAAAGUUAAUGCGAGUAGAAGUGCCGGCACUUAAACCCA